This is a messenger RNA of Annulohypoxylon truncatum, 2544 nucleotides long. RefSeq lists its product as uncharacterized. The record is from RefSeq and is a predicted model, not a curated record. Lineage: Eukaryota; Fungi; Ascomycota; Sordariomycetes; Xylariales; Hypoxylaceae. The coding region runs from base 377 to 2341 and encodes 654 amino acids. The transcript has 2 exons.
ACGACUUGAUAGAUACCCCGCCGCGCCUCUUUCCAACAUUGAACAGAUACUAGACCACCUUUUCUCUUAACCCAUUCGGCCGCCACCCCAAUUCCUUAAGUCGUACAGCUUAUAUUAGUCUUUCGGUAGCCUGCAGCAUCGUUUGUCUUAUAGCUUGUCGUUGGGUGGUGUCAUUCUAGGUCACCGUCGCACCCAAUUCUCGUGUGUUAGGUCUGGUAGUACGAGACGGGGCUGUCAGCUUGUCAGGCUUAUUCCUACAAGGGUCUAUAUUCGCUUGGUUGCCUACUCCGGCCGUUAAUUAAUUCGCUGUGCUGCCGAACCAUCUGGCCGAUAUUCGAGGAGAGGGGAGGGGCGUGGUCCACGAUUUCUUGCAAAAAUGGCUUUGCCGCUAUUUCUUCACUAUGACGAAGAUCGUUCCAUUCUCCUGUCCGAUUCCGACGACGAUGACGACCUGCUCCCCACUCCUCGCAAGCCAAUGAGAUCCGAUUCCAUGGAGCGCGACGAGGCUAUGCGUCAGAAGACUAAAGAUGCGGCAGCCAACGUCCCAACCCACCCCAUCCCCGCCAUGCAGCCAGCCUUUGCCGAGUCCCUGAUCGAAGCGACCGAUGUUCCCGCUGUGGCAAAACCAAAGCUCAGGUUCGCGGAUGCGAGGGAGCGCAGGAACUAUCUGUUAGACGGAGAAAAGGGGUCAAAAUUAUAUGGCGAGCUAUGGCGAUAUCGGGCGGGCCAACGGUAUCACGAGCUCUGGAAGCUUAUGGCCCAAAUCUCGUUUGGCGUGUACCUGCUUUUAAACGGAAUUGCGAAUAGCAAUGAGCAGGUGGUCGGCAUACUUCAAAGCCACAUCGACGAGGUGGAUGAAUUUCUGGAGACGACAUUGGAGGAUGUCGAGCUCGCAAUUCAAGAUAUCCGAGAGCGCAUUGACUUACUAAAAUUGCCCAUGGAAAAUAUCCAGACGUUCGAGCAGAUGUUGGAGGACCGAAAUUUUCGUUUGCAGAUAGUAACUGGAAACGAGAAGAUCGAACAUAUCAUUUCUCGGACGACCACCUCCCUCGAAGCAAUAGCUGGGGAUGUUAAUGAGGGAAUAGGGGCCACUAAGCAGUUUGCGACGUAUCUUGGUGAGCAGCAGGGUCGCGCCUGGCGUCAACAGCGGCCAGAUGUCGUGGAGAUAUUCGACGCGAUGAGGGGGAAUGCCCAAGGUUGGUAUAAAACCUUUCUCCAACUGCAGGGGACAACGUCAACUUUGCGCGGUCUUCUGAAUAAGCUUGACCAGAUGGUCAUUGAAAUGAAUUACCGCGCUGGUGAAGUGAGCCGUAGGACAAGGCAGGCAAGUGUUGCGCCUUUUUCUAGCCCCGUAGAGCCUCCACCAAAGAGUAGCGCGCGAACUUUCUCCAACCUAUCUUCUGAUAGACGCCCGCCUAAGCUUGAGCUUUCGAAGACCGCGUCUCAGAAAUCUGCAACGGGCUCGACAGCCACUAGAUCAACCGUGAUGGUUGUUCAAUAUAGCGCCCCGCUAGAGCCAAUGUCGCCGGUGGAGCUAGAGGCGGAUAGUGUCCCGAAUCCGAUUGUGACUAUCGAAGAAGAGCCGAAACCUGAGAAUGAGGCGGAUAAAGAGUCUCCCGUAGAUGAAGGUCUCUUCAUUUUGCAGCCGCGGACUUACACUCCGCAGCCGCCCGCACCGAUACCCUCACCAAGAGUCCAAGACCCGCCAACCCAGAAGCAGGAGGAGCAGCCGGUGAAGCGAACAUCUCUGCGUCAGAGGUUAUCCUCAAAGGGGAGCAAUCUACCGGAGGCUAUACAAGUUCCUCCUCGUAACGCCCCCGAACUCCAGAGACCGAGGUACCCACCUAUACAGAAUCAGUCUCAUUACCAAGGGUCGGACUCUGCGUACGGUUCUGAUAACGAGACCCGACAGCCUGUGCGUGCAAGGACGGAAUAUGGUGAUAUCGCAGAGGUGCCGCCGCUGCCGAACUUCACAACCACGAUACCUUCUCCACGUUCUGAUCAACAACAUUAUUUCCCAGUACGAGCGAGCCCCCACUCGCCUUUGCAACAAAGACCAUGGACGUCGGGUACGAAUGUCCAUCAAAACCACGUGCGGAAUCAGCCAUCAGCUAUGGGGAUGAGUAUGCUGAGUAACGUGACGACGCUAAGUCCGGAAAACAAGACAUUAAAGAAAAAGCGAAGUGCUUUCGGAUGGCUGAAGAAGGCAUUUUCACUCGAUGACGAAGAACGAGCCGAAUUUGAAGCCAGGAGGGCUCAGAAAUCUCCCAAUCCAUAUUAUGAUAGCCGAAGCCCACGGUAUCUGGAUGGAAAACGUCUGCCGGACUACGGACGCCGUUAACAGUUUAGUUGAAGAAAAGUAGAAGUGCUGCAGAAUCUGCUUACGAUUUUCGGACUUGGCAAUCGUCAGCGUGCAGCUAUUUUGAUGGAGCUGUAGAGCGUCAUAAAUGGCGAUCGAUGGAUCUGCAACUUGAGAUCGACAGGAACCUAAAAUCUUAAAUUGUCAAGGAAUGCCGCGGCUUAUGUGGGAAGCAAUCUGAGACA